Messenger RNA from Struthio camelus australis, 1047 nucleotides. The record is from RefSeq and is a predicted model, not a curated record. Lineage: Eukaryota; Metazoa; Chordata; Aves; Struthioniformes; Struthionidae.
CAGAGACUCAGAGCCUCCCAGCCUCCUCCCCCAGACAUGUCUGCUUAGACCCGAGCAGCCCCAGCAGCCAGCCCCAGCGAGCAGCCGGCUCCGAGCUAUGACAGGAGUUUUUGACAGAAGGGUCCCCAACAUCAGAUCCGGCGACUUCCAGGCUCCCUUUCAGACGGCUGCAGCCAUGCACCACCCGUCUCAGGAAUCUCCAACUUUACCCGAGUCCUCGGCUACGGAUUCCGACUACUACAGUCCCACGGGGGGAGCCCCGCACGGCUACUGCUCGCCUACCUCGGCUUCCUACGGCAAAGCUCUCAAUCCUUACCAGUACCAGUACCACGGCAUGAACGGAUCUGCUGGGAACUAUCCUGUGAAAAUUUGGUUUCAGAAUAAAAGAUCCAAGAUCAAGAAGAUCAUGAAGAACGGGGAAAUGCCUCCGGAGCACAGCCCCAGCUCCAGCGACCCCAUGGCCUGCAACUCUCCACAGUCGCCUGCGGUUUGGGAACCUCAGGGCUCGUCCCGUUCCCUCAGCCAUCAUGCCCACGCACACGCUCACCCUCCAAACUCCAACCCAUCCCCUGCAUCCAGCUACCUGGAGAGCUCCGCUUCAUGGUACCCUGCUGCCAACGCCAUCAACUCCCACCUCCAACCCCACGGCUCCCUACAGCACCCAUUAGCGCUGGCCUCUGGGACAAUUUAUUAGAAUCUGACCUUUAUUAUUAUUAUUUUAUUUUUUUGUUCCUUGGACUCCUGUGUUUUACUGUUAAGGAAUAAUAACGAAAGGAAUGCAUAUGGGGGAUUUUUAAAGGGAAACAAACAAACAAAAAGAUUAAAAUGUGUAAAGCUUGUGCAUGUAACUUAUUGCAUUUCAAAGGAAACCCUUUUUUAUACAGUACGGACUUUUUUGGCUCAGCUGUGGACACUAUCAAUGGUGCCUUGAAAUCUAUGACCUCAACUUUUCCAGAGACUUUUUUCAAUGUUAUUUUAACCCUGUAAAUAAUUGUAGAUAGAGGAAUUAAACUGUAUAUUCUGAAUAAAAUAAAAUUAUUUCGACCA